Messenger RNA from Frieseomelitta varia, 2863 nucleotides. It is a transcript of the gene mRRF2, whose product is annotated as ribosome-releasing factor 2, mitochondrial. The transcript has 3 exons. Bases 31 to 2034 code for a protein of 667 amino acids. Gene Ontology annotation, biological process: mitochondrial translation; ribosome disassembly. The record is from RefSeq and is a predicted model, not a curated record. NCBI's taxonomy places the organism in Eukaryota, Metazoa, Arthropoda, Insecta, Hymenoptera, Apidae. Gene Ontology annotation, cellular component: mitochondrion. Gene Ontology annotation, molecular function: translation elongation factor activity; GTPase activity; GTP binding.
CUUCAAUUUCAAACGUAUAGGUUAGAAAUCAUGUUGACGUCUAGGUUAAUGAAAAACCCGUGGCUCAGAAAGUUUCAAAAAAGAUGCGCGUCGAGAGGUUCAACGAUUGUGAAAACAGGACACGAGGAAGUGGAAAUCACGAGAAUUCGAAAUAUCGGAAUUCUGGCACACAUUGACGCUGGCAAAACUACUACCACGGAAAGAAUGCUAUACUAUUCCGGCCUUAUUAAACAUAUGGGAGAGGUUCAUCAUGGUAAUACAGUGACAGAUUACAUGGACCAGGAACGUCAGCGUGGCAUAACCAUCACUUCCGCAGCAGUGACAUUUCAAUGGAAAAACUACCGUAUCAAUUUGAUUGACACUCCAGGACACAUCGACUUCACCAUGGAAGUGGAGCAAACUCUAAGAGUAUUAGACGGAGCGGUUGUUAUAUUGGAUGGAAGCGCAGGCGUCGAGGCUCAAACAUUGACAGUUUGUAGACAGGCUGACAAAUAUGACAUACCCAGAAUUAUUUAUGUGAACAAGAUGGACAGGCCGGAUGCUAAUUUUGACAGUAGUUUAAGAUCCAUCGAGUCAAAGUUAAACACAGAAGUGUUACCUACGCAGUUCCCGAUUAAAGAAAAGGGGAGCUUGGAAGGAAUCGUGGAUGUCAUCACCAUGGAAAAGCUGAUGUUUGACAAGAAAGACAUGGGUAUGAAAUUUGCCAAGGUAAAAUUAUCCGAGAACGAGGACGAAGCCUUGUGGGAGAUGGCGAAUGAAAAACGUAGGAGCUUGGCUGAUAAGUUGUCCAAUAUGGAUGACGAAUUGGCCGACACAAUCAUAGAACAGGAAUCCCUGGAUGCUGUGACUCCACAAAUGUUAAUCGACUCCUUGAGGAGGUCAACUAUAAGUAGAAAGGGUGUUCCUGUGCUGCUGGGUAGUUCUUAUAAGAAUAUCGGAGUACAACCUCUGAUGGACAGCGUUCUCUUGUAUUUACCAUCACCGAACAGUAGCAAAUCGUCUGUGCACUAUCGUUGUUUCGACAACAAUUUUUGCGCCAGAGCAUUUAAAGUCGUGCACGACAAACAAAAGGGGCCGAUUACAUUUUUUCGAAUUUACAAUGGCAGUGUGGAGAGAGGCAUGAGGCUGUACAAUGUUCGGACAGAGGAUAAGGAACCGGUAGGAAAAUUGUAUCUCGCGUGUGCCAACGAGUACCAAGAAAUAACAAAGAUCACGGACGGCAACAUUGCGGCGAUAACAGGAUUAAAAGGUACGACGGCUGGAGACUUGGUAACGACGAAUUCGAAGGCAACGAGACUUGCAAAGAAGAAACUAAGAGCAGAGAAAGGUGUUACGCCGGAAGACGUGGAUAGGAUAUUCGAUAGCAAUUCUAGAACGCUGGAGCCAGUCUUCUUCUGUUCGAUAGAAGCACCGUCGUUGUCUGCGCAGGUAGUUUUGGACAAGGCUCUACAAGAACUCGAGAGGGAAGAUCCAAGCUUGAAGGUGACACAAAACGAAGAGACCGGUCAGAUAGUGCUUGGAGGGAUGGGUGAAUUGCAUCUAGAGAUUAUCAAAGAGAGAAUUAAAACCGAAUACAAGGUCGACGCUGAUUUAGGACCCCUCGAAAUCUCCUACAAGGAAACCAUAACGGAGCCUAUUCAAGACACUUUCUCCUACGAAUAUAAAAUGGGAGACGUUAGCCCGAAAGUUACGGUAACCAUAUCUUUGAUACCAAAUCAUCAAGAGAAGGAGAUUUUAUUAUUAGACAAGUCGAUGACCAUUGAUUCGAGAGCCAUGCAAGAAAAUAUGAUGAAGGCCGUUAGGAAAGGAGUCAGAACGGUUAUUUCGCAUGGACCGAAGUUAAGUUACCCGGUGGUAAACAUGGGCAUUAAACUGCAUAGUUUGCAAUAUGGGCCUGGUACCACGCCAUCGUUGGUCACUGCUGCUGUCUCGCAGAGUAUUCGACAGAUCUCAAUUCAGACAAUAAAAGAAGGGACUUUGGUUUGCGUUCCAACAUCGUCCUCCUCGCAGCCUGGCUCGACAAGUCGCUGUUAACGGAUGACUCUACCUCUGGGAAAAAGUACCUGUGCUUCCACUUGUCCUGUACAGUCUUCAGAUAGUUAUUCUCUUUGUAUUUCUCCUCGUUGCACACGUAAGUCUCUGUAUACGUCCGGAGAACACCGAUCUUUUUCAAUGCCUCCUCAGAUAUGCCGAUGCCGAAUGGUUUCUGUUUCGAGGAUGUCGUUGGGAAAGUGUACGGUUUCAACGUGCUGUUCUGUUUCAAUUCCGAGACACGCGGAAGCCUCGGUGACUGCCUGUCGAAGAAUUCGUCGAUCAACAGGUCCGUUUUCGUCUGCAAGUUGCUGAGAAAAUUCUUGUCGCUUUGGUUCUGCAGGUCCGAGCUUUUGCCGCCAGUUUCAUCGCUGACUAAGUUAUCGACGCUGAAGUGUUUCGAGAGCCUGAAGCUAUUCCCUUUGAUUUUGCUCUUCGUUCUCCUCGAGCUGGUCUGAGUGGAUCUCUCCACCGUCCUUAUGCCCCACUUGAGCAUAUAAGAGUCGAGGAACUUGUGGUAUAACUUUGGGCAGACCUCUUCGUCCUCGUAGUGCCUGUCAAUGAAGUAUAUCCUACGCAGACGACAAUUGCCGCAAAUCUGAAUUCUCUGAGUGACGGCGUACACUUGUUUGAAGACGGUCUGCGUCAGACUCGAUAGAUCCAGCUCCAAUUUAUUCCAGCCGGUCUCGAACUUUACCUUCACGCGACAGAUCGCGCCUCGGUAGUUCUGCUUCUCUGAUUCGGCGUUCGUGAAUUGAAAGUGAUGCUGGUAAUUUUGAUCGUCGGCCACCUAGGCACAAACUCUCGUAUCAUCAUAUUGGAUCACUCGGUA